This is a messenger RNA of Lachancea dasiensis, 1380 nucleotides long. The record is from the annotation of a GenBank genome assembly. Lineage: Eukaryota; Fungi; Ascomycota; Saccharomycetes; Saccharomycetales; Saccharomycetaceae.
AUGUUCAACAAUGAUUGGAAACUGUCUUUCAAUUCCAAAACGUUCGAUUCGUUAGAUUGUUCGCUGUUCCGGAAUUUCAAGCCGAUGACUAUUUUUGACUAUGCAUUCUUCAUCUUAUUCCUGACGGGAUUGAAGAUUGCUCUCUUCGUUUCCGAUGUGUACACCUGUGUCAAACUGCUUGCGUUCAAUACGUGGUCCAACAACAUCAUUCAGCCGUACAUCCCGUUCCGCAUCAGCAAGUGGCUUUUCAGUGGAUGUAUUUUGGCCUCAGUGAGCCUCAUGCUGUGGGAAGUAGUUAGUGGAAUCCACAUAUACCGAACCAGGAACAUUUCACUGACGUAUGUGAACAACUUCUCUCGCACCGUUUACUCGGUCAGCCAGUACAACAAGUUUUGCGUGUACAACCGGAUUUCUCCCGAGGGCGCAUUCCAAAAGCUGGCGUUUUUCACUUUUUUCGAGCUCAAGGACUGUUUGAGGCUACUGCUAACCGACACGCCCAGGCAAGUGAUUAAUGGGCUUACGCUGUGGUCCGUUUUGGUGAGUACGAACCACGACAAUCUUGGAAAGUUGGAAAAUAUCAAUGGACUACUAGCCAAAAUCAAGACGAUCGCGCAGACUAAUCGUGAAGAGGCAGUGUUGCUUUCAUUCAUGCUGUUUUCGUUUGUUAUUUGGGCCUUUUUCAUAUCGAAAUUCGCCCUGGCAUGUCUCUCUUCGAUCUACGUGUAUUAUCGACUGUUCAACGAAGGGAGAAAGGGACUCAAAGAGUUUGUCUGCGUCACAGUCAGUCAGCAUGUCAACUUUUUGGUCGAAAAGUACCGCAGCAAGAAGCGCGGGGUCCAAGGUUUGGGACCAGAAGACAAGUUCGUGCUAAACAGUUCCAGUACGGAUUUAUUAACGAGAGUGGGAAACCAGGACGGUUCUAGCGCCAACCUGCUGGCGAACAUCGGGAAGCAGGACAGUUCCAGCACUGACUUGUCGACGGUGGUCGGGAAACAUGAUCUGGAACUUGGCUUCAAUGACGAUGAUCGCGGGCCCGAAGAUUGUCACAGGCUGAUAGAAAUGUCCAAAAAGCCUCAGGUAGCGACGGGAGACCUCGCAUCUUUACAGGACUCCGGGUAUGAACAUGCUGCAAGAAGUACAGAUCUGUUGACGAAAACUGAGUCGAAUGAGCCUGUGCAAGCACUAUCGCCGAUUAACAAUCUCGGAGACAGCAGCAAUGAUGCUCCCGGACGAGGCCUGAAGAACCUUCAUGUCAACACGCCAGAGCAAGCUUAUUUUAGCGGUGCGGAUCAGGAACUUCCUCAGAGAGCUUCUAGUCUGUGGACCAGGAGGGAGCGCAUACAGAAUGAGAACUACGAGUACUAUCUAAACAAACAUUAA